Molecule: messenger RNA, 2220 nt
Organism: Penicillium antarcticum
Lineage: Eukaryota; Fungi; Ascomycota; Eurotiomycetes; Eurotiales; Aspergillaceae
Product: RMD1 family protein
Exons: 4
Coding region: 1-2220 (739 amino acids)
Source: RefSeq, a predicted model, not a curated record
AUGACGCCCCCGGCCCGAGGACGGGGGACUUCCCAGCGCAGCCCGACCGUCUUGGUUACAGAUUCCCGUGACCAGCAACCGCCUUCAACACCCCGGCGCCGGCGCUCCCCCGCAACCCGCUUCAUUACCGUAGACAAUGUCCUUCAAUAUGCUUCGGAUGUUCCCUCAAUGCAGCAACGUGGCCCACCACCAACGUCAAGAUCCAGACGUCUCGCAUCUGCCGCUGGCGGUCUAAUCGGCAGCUCAGGAAGCAGCAGUUCCAGCGCCGUAGCUUCAGCAGCGGGCAAAGCAGGCCGAUUAGCUGCCCAGCCGCGUCUUCCACCCCGAACAACAAAAGUCAGCGAGAAGCUUGUCCUCCUGCCCGACACUGGUGAGCUGGAGGAAGAUGAAAUUGACGACGACGAGGCUGAUGAGGGUGACAACGCGGACCUCGUGGACGAGGAGGUCGUUGUCCGUAUUGCCCGCGAGAAAAAUAUUGAUCCCGAAAUGGUUCGGCAUCAAUUGCUAGUGCAAAAGCGGCUCGGUGGCGACUUCGGUGUCGAUAAUGAUCUUGCGCCGUUGCUUGCUGAGGAGGAGAUCCUACGGAAACGGCGUGUUGCGCCGGAGCGGGCGAAGAGUUAUGCGGAGCGGCUGCCGAAGGCGCGUCGGACGGAGAAGCUGGCGCGUGUUACGGCUUAUUGUACCGCUCAGGCAUAUAAGAUGGGCUCGCUUGCUUCUUUUGUUAAGGAGACUCAUGGUGGACGGACGAAGCUUUAUGAUGAUUGUCUUUAUACGGCUUAUCAUUUGCCGCUUUUGCCUGGUCAUGAGGGUUAUCGAUUGCGGAGUAGUCCUGUCUUGAAGUAUCCUGGUGGGAAGUCCUUGCUGGAUGAGGAGAUUGAACGCAAUGAGCUUCGCGAUCAUCAUGAUGAUUUCGGCGUCGAGGCCGAGGAGCAUUCUGUCGGUGGGCGGAAUCGUCCUGAUCAGGAGCAUCAUUAUGAGGCUUCACCGAGGGAGUUGGACGAUCAUACUUCUCGUGACGAGCAUCCGGAGGAGUUCCUGACUCGGAUUACUGAGGAGGCGCAUCGCCUUCCGGACGAGCAUGAGCAUGCUGCCAGCUCUAGUGAGAGUAUAGAAGGGCUGCAGCAUAUCCCACAGUCCAAUGGUACAGAGGAGAACCGGCCGCCAUCCCCUGAACCUGCCCUCCGCCGUCGUCGACACAGUACCGAUGACAGCCAUGCUUUACUCCGAGAUCGUCCCUCCCCACCACUCCAUGCAACAUCCGCGCCAUCAACACCCCAAGCCCCAGCCCGCACACUGUACAACGUCGCUGAGAUGUUCGUCUUCAGCUACGGCGUCGUCGUCUUCUGGAACUUCACAGAACGCCAAGAAAAAGAUCUCCUCGCCGAUCUGGCUUUCGCUACAUCCUCUGCAACAGGCAUCCCCAUCCCACUGGCGACAAUGCCGCUCGACGAAGAAGAUUUCGAAACAGAGGAAUUCCACUUCGAAUACUCAACCGAGAUCCUCCGUCCCCGUGUCUACAAUGACAUGAUCACCCUUCGCAGUGGUGACCACAUGAUCAAGCUUGCAAUCAGUCACGGCAUAUCCCAAAGCACAAAGCUAUGCUUCUUCGAAGAAGUCAUGGCCCGCCAAAUGGAUGAUGCAAAGGACGUCCCAAGACGACUCGCCGUGACCGGCCAACUAGGCAUGAAACGCGAAGAAGUCUUCCGAAUCCUAGGCCGACUCUUCAAGAGUCGUGUGGAAGUCAAUCUUUCAUCAAACAUGCUCGACGUCCCAAACUUCUUCUGGGAAAGCGAACCAACCCUCUACCCCCUCUACAUCGCCGUACGCGAAUAUCUCGAAAUCAAACCCCGAAUCCAAGUCCUCAACGAACGAUGCCGCGUCUUCUUAGAUCUUGCUGAGAUUCUGUCAGACUCAAUAGCUGAUAACCGCACUUCUCACCAAACAUGGAUUAUCAUCGUUCUAAUCAUAAUCUCCAUCAUCGUCACUAUGGCCGAAGUCUUCCUCCGCUUCGGUCUGUUACAUGCGCGCGAGGGUGAAGGCGUUGUCGGUACGCCUGUUAGUAUUAUCGUCCGUGCUAUGGGACGGGGACGGUCUGUUCCUUCUCCGGUUGAGGGGUGGUAUCCGGCUAAUAUGCCUGCUGGCUGUGUUUGUCCUUCUUUGGGCGCUGGAACUGGAGCUGGGGUUGGGCAGGGGGGUGUAAGUGGGAUGAUGGGGCUUUGA